Oreochromis aureus is the source of this 846-nucleotide messenger RNA. RefSeq names its product mucin-2-like. The transcript has a single exon. The annotation marks the transcript as partial. NCBI's taxonomy places the organism in Eukaryota, Metazoa, Chordata, Actinopteri, Cichliformes, Cichlidae. The record is from RefSeq and is a predicted model, not a curated record.
ACAACAGCCGAGGCAACAACCACGACUGCAGCUACAACAACAACAACACCGACUCCAACAACCACAACAGCAACAACCACAACAGCCGCACCAACAACCACGACUGCAGCUCCAACAACCACAACAGCCGCACCAACAUCCACAACAGCCGAGGCAACAACCACGACUGCAGCUCCAACAACAACAACACCGACUCCAACAUCCACAACACCAACAACCACAACAGCCGCACCAACAACCACGACUGCAGCUCCAACAACCACAACAGCUGCAACAACAUCCACUACUGCAUCUCCCACAACCACAACAGCGGCACCAACAACCACAACAGCAGCACAAACAACCACAACAGCAACAACCACAACAGCCGCACCAACAACCACGACUGCAGCUCCAACAACCACAACAGCCACAGCAACAACUACAACUGCAGCUCCAACAACAACAACACCGACUCCAACAACCACAACAGCAACAGCAACAAGCACGACUGCAGCUCCAACAACAACAACAGCCGCACCAACACCCACGACUGCAUCUCAAACUACCACAACAGCCGCACCAACAUCGACUACUGCAUCUCCCACAACCACAACAGCGGCACCAACCACCACAACAGCCGAGGCAACAACCAUGACUGCAUCUCCAACAACCACAACACCGGGUCCAACAACCACAACAGCAGCACAAACAACCACAACAGCAUCACCAACAACCACAACAGCCGAGGCAACAACCACGACUGCAUCUCCAACAACCACAACACCGACUCCAACAACCACAACAGCAACAACCACAACAGCCGCACCAACAACCACGACUGCAGCUCCAACAACCACAACAGCC